Molecule: messenger RNA, 2975 nt
Organism: Megachile rotundata (alfalfa leafcutting bee)
Lineage: Eukaryota; Metazoa; Arthropoda; Insecta; Hymenoptera; Megachilidae
Gene: Acadvl
Product: Acyl-CoA dehydrogenase very long chain
Molecular function (GO): very-long-chain fatty acyl-CoA dehydrogenase activity; fatty-acyl-CoA binding; flavin adenine dinucleotide binding
Source: RefSeq, a predicted model, not a curated record
CUGAUUCAUGCGUAUAAAAGACAGAGCUUCUUACGAACCAUUUAUAAAUUAGUUGAAUUUAUCGCAGGUUAGUAACAGUAAGCGGAGAAGUAGUAUUGUGUCAGAACCUUGUCCUACUUUUCACAUACAAAACUAGUCUUAUGUUGUGUUCUUUUAACUGUACUACAUUAAUUUGAUAUAGUAUUUUAAGACGGAAUUGUUAUAAGCAUUAUAAAGAAUCCAUAAAUCAACAACUGCUUAAAAAUGUUACGAAUUACAAAUGUUGCAAUGCUCAAACCUACAAAUUUAGUGAAAGUCUUUGACUCAAAUAUUAGAUAUUUAGCAACACAAGCAGCUGUAAAAAAUGCAACAGUGGAAAAAACAAAGAAAGGCACAGGCAUAAAAGAAAGUCAAUCUUUUGUCAUGAAUAUUUUCCGUGGUCAGUUACAAACAAGUCAAGUAUUUCCAUUCCCAGAAAGUUUAACUGAGGAACAAAUUGAUACAUUGAAAAUGUUGGUUGAUCCUAUAGAAAAAUUUUUUGAGGAAAUAAAUGAUCCUAUGAAAAAUGAUGAAACUGCCUCAAUAGAUGAAAAAACUUUAGCAGCAAUGUGGGAACUUGGAGUAUUUGGACUUCAGGUUCCACAAAAGUAUGGUGGAUUAGGAUUGAAUAAUACUCAAUACAGUAGAUGUGUUGAAAUCUGUGGAUAUCAUGAUUUAGGUGUUGCUAUCACUUUGGGUGCACAUCAAAGUAUAGGAUUUAAGGGUAUACUUUUAUUUGGUACACCAGAGCAAAAAGAAAAAUAUCUUCCAAGAGUUUGUAAUGGAGAAUAUGCAGCAUUUUGUCUUACAGAACCAAGUUGUGGUUCAGAUGCAGGUUCAAUUCGUUCUAGAGCAGUCAAAUCAUCAGAUGGAUCACAUUAUAUUUUAAAUGGUAGCAAAAUUUGGAUAUCAAAUGGUGGUUUAGCAGAAAUAAUGACUGUGUUUGCACAAGUUCCUACAAAAGAUCCAGAAACAGGUGAAACUAAAGACAAGGUUACUGCAUUUAUCGUUGAAAGAUCGUUUGGCGGUGUAACAAAUGGACCACCAGAAAAGAAAAUGGGUAUUAAAUGCAGUAAUACUGCAGAGGUAUAUUUUGAAGAUGUUAAGAUACCAGUAGAGAAUGUCUUAAAUACAGAAGGACAAGGUUUUAAGGUCGCAAUGAGCAUUUUGAAUAAUGGUCGAUUUGGGAUGGCAGCUGCUCUUUCUGGGACUAUGCGUUAUUGCAUUAAAAAAGCAGUUGAUCAUGCGACACAACGUGUACAAUUUGGACGUACAAUAGAUAGUUAUGGAAGUAUUCAAGAAAAGUUAGGUCGUAUGGCACUGUUACAUUAUGUAACUGAAACACUUGCAUAUACAAUUUCUGGUAACAUGGAUAAUGGGAGUCAAGAUUAUCAUUUAGAAGCUGCAAUUUCUAAAUGUUUUGCAGCAGAAUCCGCAUGGUGGGUUUGUGAUGAAGCUAUUCAAGUAUUGGGUGGAAUGGGAUACAUGAAAGAUGCCGGUCUCGAACGAGUUAUGCGAGAUCUUCGUAUUUUUAGAAUUUUUGAAGGAACUAAUGAUAUUCUUCGUCUUUUUGUUGCUCUUACUGGGAUACAGUAUGCUGGAAGUCAUUUGAAAGAAUUACAAAAAGCAUUUAAGAAUCCUACUGCUAAUUUAGGAUUGAUUUUUGAGGAAGCAACAAAAAGAGCAACACGAGCAAUUGGAUUAGCAUCAGCACCUACUUUUACACAUUUAGUUCAUCCAAGUUUGCAAGAAAGUACUACGUUAUGUGCCGAGAGCAUUCAAGCUUUCGGCCAAUGUAUAGAAUCUGCUCUUAUUAAGUAUGGACGAAGCAUUGUAGAUGAGCAAUUUAUUCUAAAUAGAAUAGCUCAAGCAGCAUUUGAUACAUAUACUAUGGCUGCAGUAUUAAGUCGAGCAACUACGUCUGCUAAUAAAAAUCUUUCAAGUACGGAACACGAGCUUCUUAUGGCUAAAACUUGGUGUGCUGAAGCAUCUAAUCGUGUAAAGUAUAAUUUAAAGUCAAUUUCAUCUGACACACAGUUAGACAUAUUUAAAAAUUUAAGUAAAAUUUCGAGGAAUAUGUGUGAUGUUGGAGGAUAUGUUCAACUGAAUCCAUUAGGUUUUUAAUUAUACAUUAAAUUAUAAUAACUUACGAUAAAAAUUAAACUGAGAGUUAAAAAAUAUUUGAGUAAAUAACAUAAUGCUAGAGGUAUUAAGUUUAUAAUUAUAUUGAGUAUUUUUGAUAUUUUUACACAAAAUAGAUAUUGUAAAUAAAUUGUUAUAAAAAAUAUUAUACACAUAAAGAUAGAUGCUAUUUAUUUUUCGUUAAUCCUCACAAAAUAGUGAAUUGAAUUCUUAAGAAAUAGAUUAAUAUACAUUACGUUUGUGUAAUUUUUUUGUAGUAAACUAAAUUAAGUAAAAGUGUAUUUAUUCUUUUGAUUAUAUAUUGGACAUAAUGUUAUAUAAUAACAUUACUUUUGCUUUAUUUACCAUUGAGGAUGAUUUCAGUAUUAAAGAUAAGAAAACAAAGUAUCAGAGGUAUUUUAAAUUAUAAUUGAUAUUCAUUCUUGAUUAUUUUCUUCUAAUUGCAAGUGCACGAUUUAACAGUAUCACAACAUUACACAAGGGUAAGAAUGUACUUUCCGAUCAUUUUACAUUUUUUAUAACAUGGAAGCACACAUAAUAAUUGCGUAGCUAUUUUAUGAUUAAAAGUUUACAGCAUCCAUAUAAGACAUUAAUAACGUUAAGUAUAGCAUAAAAUACAUGCAGAAACAUAGAAUUAUAUAUUUUUAUACUAUUGAAGGUAUUACUUAAGUUUGAGAUUCAAACUAUUAUUUCUUUUUUUGUAAUUUAUAACUUAAAUUUACCACUAUUAUCCAAAGUUUUUAAAUACGCAAUAAAUCUUCAACAAAACAAUAUACGAUAUUUAUUACUUGAAAUCAAAGUGUUACAUUUUGUAA